GCCCUGGCGUCUCGCGGAGGGUUGUGGGAGUCGUGAUGGGAGGAGGUGGUAGUGGGGCGAGACUUGCGCGGGGCUGCUGGGAUUUGUAGUCCCACCGGCCGCAGGCGGAAGUGCCGUGGUUCCGACGCUGUUGUCACAGGGUGGCCUUUGGUCAUCUGAAAUCCGCCGUCCUGAGUGCUGGGAAGAGGGGCUAGAGGACGUCGGGCCGGGGUCGGGGUACACAGCAGGUCUAUGCAGCAGUAAGGAGUACCUGUGAAGAAAACGGGAUAUUGCCCUGAGGCUUAUAUUCUGCCUCAGUUGUCUUUUCUUGAAAUAUUAUAAAUCAGAAUGUCUGCACAGUCAGUGGAAGAAGAUUCAAUACUUAUCAUCCCAACUCCAGAUGAAGAGGACAAAAUUCUGAGAGUGAAGUUGGAGGAGGAUCCUGAUGGUGAAGAGGGAUCAAGUAUCCCCUGGAACCAUCUCCCAGACCCAGAGAUUUUCCGACAGCGAUUCAGGCAGUUUGGAUACCAGGAUUCACCUGGGCCCCGCGAGGCUGUGAGCCAGCUCCGAGAACUUUGCCGUCUGUGGCUCAGGCCAGAGACGCACACAAAAGAACAAAUCUUGGAGCUGGUAGUGCUGGAGCAGUUUGUUGCCAUCCUACCCAAAGAGCUACAGACUUGGGUUCGAGAUCAUCAUCCAGAGAAUGGAGAGGAGGCAGUGACAGUGCUGGAGGAUUUGGAGAGUGAACUUGAUGACCCUGGACAACCGGUUUCUUUCCGUCGACGAAAACGGGAAGUACCAGUAGAAGACAUGGUAUCUCAAGAAGAAGCUCAGGGAUUACCAAGUUCUGAGCUUGAUGCUGUGGAGAACCAGCUCAAGUGGGCAUCCUGGGAGCUCCAUUCCCUAAGGCACUGUGAUGAUGAUGGUAGGACUGAAAAUGGAGCACUAGCUCCAAAGCAGGAGCUUCCUUCAGCAGUAGAAUCCCAUGAAGUUCCUGGCACUCUCAAUAUGGGUGUUCCUCAAAUUUUUAAAUAUGGAGAAACCUGUUUCCCCAAGGGCAGGUUUGAAAGAAAGAGAAAUCCCUCUCGAAAGAAACAACAUAUAUGUGAUGAAUGUGGAAAACACUUCAGUCAGGGCUCAGCCCUUAUUCUUCAUCAAAGAAUUCACAGUGGGGAGAAACCUUAUGGAUGUGUUGAGUGUGGGAAAGCAUUCAGCCGAAGUUCCAUUCUUGUGCAACACCAGAGAGUCCACACUGGAGAAAAACCUUACAAAUGUCUUGAAUGUGGGAAAGCCUUUAGCCAGAAUUCGGGGCUUAUUAAUCAUCAGAGAAUCCAUACUGGGGAGAAACCUUAUGAAUGUGUUCAGUGUGGGAAAUCGUAUAGUCAAAGCUCAAAUCUUUUUAGACAUCAGAGAAGACACAAUGCAGAAAAACUUCUGAAUGUUGUGAAAGUUUAAGAAAUUGAAAAAAAAAAAUCAGCACUCAGGUCUUUUUCUUCAGAAAUGAAGACAAAAUUUAAAAUAUGAAAUGAUGCAGAAUAGUUUUUUCCCUAUUGACUGUCAGAAAAUCCACUGGGAAAUGUAAAAAUCUUCACUCACCAUUAUGAUUUUAUCUUGAAAGAAAUGGUGUUGUACCUGCCUAGAAACUGAAAUUUUAAACUUAAUUCAGGUCUUAAUGCCUAAAUUUUCCGUGUGAUGUUUAUAGUCUGUAUUACUUCUCCAAAUAAUGAACUACCUGAUUCAUUGUCCCUUUCUUGAAAGUUUCCUUUUUUUUUUUUUUUUUAAGACAAAUACAUUAUUUCUGCAUUGAUCAUUGAAAUGUUCUUUAUAAGGAUACAUUCCCUUAUAUAUUAAAAGGCAACAGGAAUUACAAAGUCUGAAAACCAUUUUAAACCAUCUUAAAAAUUUACCCUUGUUUCCUUUUACCUAAUUUGAAUAUGCAUUUGAGAAAAUAGAGGAUAAAGGAUGGCUAAGAGCCUCAAAAUGAGCCAUAAGAUCUCAGAUAAGAAGUGAUGGUGAUAAAACAUCAAAAAGUGAAUGGAACACCUUGAUUGGGGAAGAUAUACAAAUACUUUGAUCUAAGAAUUGAAGUGUAUCAAUUUAUAUUCUGCCUGCAGGAAAAUUCAAAAGCUACUCAUCCUCUCUAUAAUUUGGAGUCAUCUUACUAAUGAAAAUAAUGUUUUCCCAUAUAUUAUUAAAAAGCAUACAGUCUAAACAAAUAGUUGUAAAAUAAUGAAGGUAGAAAUUAUAACACUAGGGAAAAAUUUGUGGUGGAUGGCAGUGUUGAAGGCAAAUGUAAACUUAAGGGUAAUGGUCUGUCAUGGCUUUUAGAAAAAGAUGAUCGAAUUCAUCAUUAUUUUGCCUUCAUCUUUGUUAAGGACGGAAAAUUCCCUGACAGGUGGGCAAGUAUCAGGUUACCUAUUUUUUAUUCUUUUGGUACAAAAGGGUUGAACGUCAGGCUAAAAAAGCAGCCAUGCAUUUAUUAUUAAACAUUUUCUACCGACAAGGCACUGUGCUAGGUACUGUAAUCCUACCAUAAGUAGGUAGGUAUUUCUUCCACUGUAAAUCAUAGUAGUUUGCUGUUUUAUGUGAGUUAGCCUCUUCCCCUUGUCUGAGCAUUCCUCAGGGGAGGUCACCUGUGAGGUUCCCAGAACUGUAGUUCUUUUACCAGGGUGUUGUAUUUGAAGGGGGAGGAGGACUCGGUUCAAAGAGCUAGCUGGCUUUCCAGUGUUCAGAGGUGAGUCCACCAUACUCUUACCACAAUUUGGAACUUUGUGAAUCUUUUUAAAGAACUAAUCAAUCUCUAAUAGCAUUGAGGUUGUACCUACAUAUUAAGUUGAAUGGACUGUUCUAUUUAAAAAAUAAACAACUAGACUAUUAACAACUAGUUUAUUAACCUAUCAGAAUUGAAUUUUUUUUUUAAUUUUCAGUCUUAACACAUUUUAAAAAAUGUAUUAAAGUAAUACAUUGUAGUAGUAGGAUUAUAUACUCUUUGGCUGAGAAUUCCAAGUACUGUGGUUCUACUGUUUAGUGGAAAACUCUGGAAGUUAAAAUAUAGAAUAUGAGAGGAGGCUUUUUUAUAAUGGGCAUCAUUGUGUGGAAAAUGACCCAUGUGAAUACAAGUAUUUCCUAGUUCACAGAUUUUGGUUAUAUCUGGUGCUUGGAUCAAGUUUAAAAAUGGAAGGUGAGAUUUUGCAUGAGCCUAUUAAAAAGCAUAGUAAUAAAUGCUAGGCCAGCUGGUGGAAAAGUGAGGCAGAAUGGAGCUUGUUUAUAGGUUUUCUGAUAACAAUUAUAAAAAAUGUGCUUUAUAGAUUAAGAUUUAUUGAAGUAUAAAUAUGUAGUAAUGAUAUAAUGUAUUUUAAGUUAUACAAGAAAAUGUAGGGACUUUUGUUUGGGUCUUUUUGUGGCUGAGGGGAAACAAGUCAAUGUCCAAUAAAGCUGUAAACUCCUCUGCUCUAAGAUAAA
Molecule: messenger RNA, 3441 nt
Organism: Symphalangus syndactylus (siamang)
Lineage: Eukaryota; Metazoa; Chordata; Mammalia; Primates; Hylobatidae
Gene: ZNF24
Product: zinc finger protein 24
Biological process (GO): regulation of transcription by RNA polymerase II
Molecular function (GO): DNA-binding transcription factor activity, RNA polymerase II-specific; RNA polymerase II cis-regulatory region sequence-specific DNA binding
Source: RefSeq, a predicted model, not a curated record